Penicillium canariense is the source of this 1905-nucleotide messenger RNA. RefSeq names its product putative LysM domain protein. NCBI's taxonomy places the organism in Eukaryota, Fungi, Ascomycota, Eurotiomycetes, Eurotiales, Aspergillaceae. Bases 1 to 1905 code for a protein of 634 amino acids. The record is from RefSeq and is a predicted model, not a curated record. The transcript has a single exon.
AUGAGUUCCCAAAACAGCUUUGUCAAUGCUUCCCUGAGCUCCAACACUGUUGGUGCGAGCACCACCUCCACCUCCGCCGUCCGAUCGCGUCCUCGCCGGCUGGUCUCCUUCAUGGACGAUGAAGAUGACGGCUCUAUCAUUAAGAACGGCAACUACUCCUACCAGGGCCCCCAGCCCGGUACGUCCAGUCUCUCUACAACCCUUUCAGCAGAUGCUGGAACUACACGAUCUCGUGGUGCGACCCCCUCGCCGCUCUCGUCCCGUGGAACCUCGCCGCUGCCCAUGAAACACCCCUCCCGUGUCACGGAACCGAUCAAUCGCGGUCGGAACGAAACUUCGUCGCUUGGUUGGAACGGAUCGUCAAGGGCAACGUCGUCGCGAGGGGCUGUGGAUUUUCUAGACUCCUCAUGGUCCUCCCUCCAGAGCCUGGCGUCGUCGGUACUAGGCAGUGACACCGGGCGAAACACACCAAACGCUGCAGUGAAAUCACAUACCCGGAGGAAACCGUCGCGAUCAGACGUAUAUAUUCGAAGUCUUCCACCAGCAACGUGGGGUCCGUCAGCGCCUGGUACACCAGAAAUUGGCACCGGAACCAAAGAGGAGCGACACGCACUGGUUCAGGCGAAGAAGCGGGAGGCACUUCUACUUGCAGACUCCGAUCCGAUCACGAGCCGCAACUUUCGCCAUAAGCGACGCGACUCUGGGGACUAUUUUGACCAACCACUUGAUCCGGAGCAGGACGAGGAUGCCCUCGCAUACAUCCAUCCUGUACAGGCAACAGACAGCAUUACCGGCGUGACGAUCAAAUAUGGAUGUCAACCUGCGAUCUUCCGGAAGGCGAACGGCUUCUGGCCGAACGACAACAUCCAAAGCAGGAAGACGGUGCUAUUGCCAGUCGACGCGUGUACCGUGAAGGGCAGACCAGUACUCUCCGCUGAAGUGGAUCUACUGAUCUCCGAUUCGGAAGAUGCCACUGGUAGCUGCAUUGCGCCGACUGCUGCCUCGACAAAUGGUCCGUCAUCAGAUCAGACCUCUCCUGGGACUAGCGACACCGACAGCAAUCAGAUCUGGAAACAUGAGUCCUGGGUGAACAUAGACGGAUUUCCGACAGCAGUGCAGAUUGGCCGUGUUCCACGACGGGCAUUGGGCUUUUUCCCACGCACCCGCCGAAAAUCCCUAUCUUCCACCGAUGCAGAGCCUCUCUAUAGCUCUUCCCGGGAGCCAACAAGAACCCCGUCACCGGCCGGCUCGCCACAAAUUACUCCGACUAACGGUGUCCUCCGCCGGGCUAGGCCUCGUGCGAGUCAGUCGAAGCCAAGCGGCACACAUUCAGCCCGCCCCCAGCAUCGCCGCCAGCGCAGCAGCCUUCACCUGUCUGGCACUGGUGUGGGCACUCUUGACUGCACGUCCACUGGACCUGGUCCUGCCUUGGAUGGCCUGAGCAAGUUCUUCUCACAGCAUAUGCCGAAUCUGGCGCCCCCUCCCCCACCUCAGAGCCUUCGAAGACCCUCCUUCGGGUCCGAGUCGACGGUGACCUCGAACGCCUCAACGGGCCUGGAAAACAUCGGCGGCGCCCUCGAGGGAUGGAUCCGCAAGGUUGCAACCCGCACCAAGGCCGGCAUCAACGAGCUGCAACAAGGCACCCCGAACCAGCUGGCACCCAGCCGAGGCCGCGGGCUGUGGGGCAUGGGCGAUCUAAUUGAGCUGGGCGACGCCUCAGAAGGCCGGCAGUCUCCCAGCGUUUUGGGAGGCUCUACCCGGCGGGAAUUGGAAGUCACAAACUCCUCUUCCUCGUCCUUCCGGGUUGGAAACACCUCCGCGUCCGCGACGAGCAGGUCUCGCGCGACAGUUUUUGGGUCGGGGUUGGGCUCGACUGCAUACGGCGAGCGAGCGAAGGGUGACUGA